AUGGCUCGUGGAAAGGUCGCACAGUUCAAGCUGAAGCUGAAGAAGAUUUAUACGAGGAUCACUCGCAAUCGUCUGACUGCCGUCUUUUUUCUGUUCGGAUUCUUCCAUUGUUUUGCGCAGGGAAUCAUCCAAUCUCUGCUUUUCGUCCUCGAUUCCCAGUACUACGGUCUCCUGUCCGAUAUCACCCAGGCGGCAGAUAUCCCGCCGGCUAAUCACACAGACCUCUCGCAUGUGAGCGGAGGCUACAGGCUGGAGAUGUGUAAUUUUAUCCCCCAUAACUCCAGCAACUGUUCCCCUAUAUUUGACUCGAGAGACAAGAUUAUCGUGGAAAAUUCCCCGGAUGCAGAUGCUCAACUUCGUGGAGAAACGAUCAUAGCACAACUCAACAGUCAAUCGUUCAAAAUCAUCGCUGAUGCCCAAGGGCAAUCCCAGACUGUAUCUCAAGUCGUAUUUGAAGCAGAUGGAGGCGUUGGAUCUGUCAACAUGUCCGAAUCCUGUACAAGCAUGCUACUAUAUCCCACCCAGCAUUUCCAGAACAACCGACGAGAAGAGAUUGCCUUCUUGUUUCUUCAAUUUUGGCUCUUCAUAUUGUCUAUCAUAGCGAUGAUCCACGAUUCCGUGCCUCACGUACUGACUGUAUUCAUUACCCGUAUCCUACUCACCGCCUGGUCAAUCUACUCGCUGUGGCGUACGGAAUGGCAGCAAGCAGUCUUUCAACAAGCCAUUGAAGCCCCAGGCACCUCGUGCUCUGCUGCAAUGUUCGGAGUCUACUUCUCAACGCGUAUUCUAUACGAGAUUCCUGAUAUCAUUCUAAAUUGUUCCGCUCUCGGGAUCUCUGCCUUUCUUUCCUGGACUCUGCUUCGAACCUACAAUGCGGAAGUCUUUACUUGCGUCGGCGCACCAAAAGCAAUCACAAAAUUGUACAAGUACUUCUUGGCCCUGCAAGUCUGUCUACAACUCGAAGCUUUCGUUCUUAUCACUGCCGCAGCGCUAUGGGUCGACCAGCUGUUCAACACAUAUAUCCAGCAAAUCUCCGCGCAUACUACAGUCUAUGAGGUUCUCGUUAUCUCGUAUGCCGUGGCCCUUGGCCCAUGGUUGUUGGCGGCGUGGUUUGGUAUCCGUUCUGAAAAACGAUUACUUACUCUGGCAUUCAUUUUUGUGGGAAGUUUGUUCAUUCUUGGGAGCUCUCUCAUGUUCAUCUCCCAAGUCUACCGGACCUUCUAUGCCUGGCCAUGUCUUGGUUGCUUCAUCACUGCUUCACUUGUUCUUCUUGUCGCAAGUGUUGUCCUUGGAAUAUUGUGCUAUACGAAUUUCGGUAAAGGUCUUGCACAAUAUUUGUAUGUUGAAGCUAGUCUGUCGUCAUCCAACUUCGCGCCCGAGGUUUUCGACCGCGAUGUGGAAAGCACCUACAUUAUCAACUUUGACGACAAAAAACUGAAAGCAAAAGGUCUUCAAGCAGAUUUCACCACACAUUAUCUGCCAACUUUGGGUUCCAUUCCUUCUCGAGACAGUGCUUCUUCUGAGUAG
Messenger RNA from Lentinula edodes (shiitake mushroom), 1527 nucleotides. RefSeq lists its product as uncharacterized. Bases 1 to 1527 code for a protein of 508 amino acids. The transcript has 13 exons. The record is from RefSeq and is a predicted model, not a curated record. NCBI's taxonomy places the organism in Eukaryota, Fungi, Basidiomycota, Agaricomycetes, Agaricales, Omphalotaceae. Gene Ontology annotation, cellular component: Golgi apparatus.